Molecule: messenger RNA, 3090 nt
Organism: Dermacentor albipictus
Lineage: Eukaryota; Metazoa; Arthropoda; Arachnida; Ixodida; Ixodidae
Source: RefSeq, a predicted model, not a curated record
CACCGGCUUGCCUACAUGGUGGCAGCGGAGCCCAGUUGAGAUAACGACGACACCACCCCCGCCUACGACGCUGCCAGUUCCAUCGACUCUACUACCGGCGCCGAAACCCCUGGAUACGUCAGACGACGCCUGGCUUGGUUGGAGAACAUGGAAGAGUGAGUUCGAACUGUUUGCCACUGCUACUCAAUUGACUAAGCAGCCAACCGAUGUGCAGGCAGCAACAUUUCUCGUGAGCAUAGGCGAAGAAGGCAGGGAAGCAUUCAGCACUUUCAAGUUCGACGCGGACGAGGACAGAAAUGACGUCAAAGUUUUGAUCAAGAAAUUCGAGGACUACUACAAGCCAGCAAACAACUUAACCCUCCACGAAUUCCGCUUUGGUUCAAGGGACCAGAAAGAAGGCGAACCAUUUAAUGACUGGUUGAUCGAACUGAAAAUUUUAGCCAAGAACUGUGAAUUCGGACUUCUAGAAGACCGUAUGCUACGCAGCCGUAUCGUUCUAGGCGUCCGAGACAAGCGUUUGCAGCAGAAGCUAUUAGCGGAAAACCUUUCUUACCAAAAAACGGUAGACAUUUGCCGCAUUGAAGAGCAAGGGAAGCAGCACUUCCAAGAGAUAAGCGCAGCAACAGGCGGAGCGCAAACUACGAUAGUGAACUCGGUUGCGACGGAAAAGAAGCUGUGCAGUAGGUGUGGCUACCAGAUGCAUCUUGGUGGGAAUUGUCCAGCGAGAGGAAAGAAUUGCAGGAAGUUCGGUGCACAGAACCAUUUUGCCCAGGUUUGCAAAUCAGUCGGCGCCACGCAUAACGCCAGCCGUCCAGCAAAAGAGCUACGGGAGGUACAGGCCGAGACAGACGAUUUUUUUUCUUGCGGGGCUAGCGAUAAACUCGCUUGAAGUUGAUAAAUGUACAGCAACAGUUUACAUCGAAGGCCAACCUGUCACGUGCAAACUGGACACAGGAGCGAACUGUUGCGUUAUCUCCAAAAACGAGCUGGAAAGGUUACCUGCUAAGCCAAAGGAAGCCUGCAAGGUGACUCUAACAGCGUUCUUUGGUCACAGGACUACGGCACAAGCAAAAAUCAAGCUUCUGCUUUACGCUAACAACAAAAAAUGUGAAGAACAAUUUUUCGUCGUCGAGCACGAUGUUCCAGUCACGCUCAGCGGGGCAGUCGCAGAACGCCUGGGGUUCAUGUACCGCAUACAGAAAGUCUACAGUGAAGAACUAUAUCGCCCAGCCCAACCUUUCGCAGAUGUUUUCAGCGGGCUAGGACAACUGAAAGGCGUGGAGUGCUCGAUGAAGCUGAAACCCGGCAGCGCGGGAACCGUCGUGCCUGCUAGGAGGGUCCCCAUCGCCCUGCAAGACAAAGUUCUGGCAGAACUGCAGCGCAUGGAGCAGCAGGGCGUCAUUACAAAGGUAAAUGAACCAACCGAAUGGUCUAGCCACAUGGUGACCGUGGUGAAAAAAGAAAGAGUGCGUAUUUGCCUCGAUCCAACCGCCCUGAACAAACAGUUGCUUCGAGAAAAUUACCCCAUGCCCACUUUAGAAGACAGUUCCGCGGCUGUCCGGGGCAAGAUUUUUUUCUACGCUUGAUGCAGCAUCGGGAUUUUGGCAGAUUAAGCUAACGGAAGAAAGUUCAAAAAUCUGCACUAUGAGUACGCCAUACGGACGCUAUCGCUUCCUGCGAAUGCCCUUUGUAAUAUCGUCAGCCCCAGAAAUUUUUCAAGCUGCAAUGCAUCGCUUGUUAGACGGUCUACCCGGUGUCGCAGUUGUAAUGGAUGAUAUACUAUUCUGGGGCGAGACAAAGGAUGAGCAUGACUGCAACCUGACACUCGUACUGACACGCUGCCGUGAGCACAAUCUGCGACUCAACCUCAAAAAAUGCACCUUCCUGCAGGCAGAGGUUCGCUACUUGGGACACAUCCUCACUACGCAAGGCCUGCGCAUCGACCCGGAGCGUGUUCAGGACAUUCUGGAAAUACCCGAGCCUAAGACCACGUCGGAACACCGCUUGAAAACCUUGCGGGAUGCGACAAAAGAGGAUCCGGCACUGAUCAUCAUCCGUGAAUACGCAGAGACGGCGUGGCCGGAGCACAAGCAUGGUGUCCCAGAGCCGGGAAGGCCAUACUGGACCUACAGGGAAGAAGUUCACGCACAAGAUGGGCUAGUCUUCCGAAGCAACAAGGUCAUCCGAGAACUUCGCCACACCACGUCUAAUGCGCUCAAUACUUGGUGUGCACAAGUUUUUUCGGUGCAUGGGCUGCCACAGAAGCUGUAUAGUGACAAUGGGCCCCCCUUCAGUAGCUCAGAUUUCAAAUAUUUUUUGAGUAAACUAGACGUUGUGCAUGUCACGUCAAGUCCAUAUCACCCGCGUUCUAAUGGCAUGGCGGAAAGAGCUGUUCAGGAGGCCAAAAAGCUGCUCAAAAAGUGCUCUUUUCGCACACCAGAUUUUGAAAUUGCUCUGCUUGAGUGGCGUAAUACCCCCAGGGACCCAGUUCUGAAGUCUCCUGUGCAGAGGCUCAUGGGGCGGCAGACCCGGACCCUCCUGCCGGUACCAACAAUUCACCUGGAGCCAGAGGCCAUACCCAGCAAGGAGGUCCACGACCGUCUCCAGACGAUCCGGCGCCGGCAAAAGAUCCACUACGACCGCAGCGCCAGGAACCUUUCCCCGCUGACGCCGGGACAACGCGUAACGACGUACGACACUCUCCAGAGAACCUGGGCUCCAGCUAUUGUUCUAAAGCCAGCCGCAACGCCAAGAUCUACGAUUGUGAAGACCGACGACGGCCAUGAAAUCCGUCGCACAAGAGAACACCUGCGGGAGGCAGCACCUCAACCGGAGCCAGAAUCAAACUCGCAGGAGCCUUUAGAAGACGACCUCCAGCCUAGACAACAGCAGUUACGCAGGAGCACAAGAUUGCGUCGGGAACCCUGCCGUUGCCAGAUGAAACUUCUAGACCUUAUCAUCAUUAAAGGGGAGAUGUGGCCAUAUCACACUGUCAUUCUGAUAGCGCCCAGACUGUUAACAUGUGACGCCUACGUCACCCCUUUCCAAGUGUACUUAUAUCGCUCCCUCCCAUGAAUAAACGCCUUUCGU